Molecule: messenger RNA, 2064 nt
Organism: Strongyloides ratti
Lineage: Eukaryota; Metazoa; Nematoda; Chromadorea; Rhabditida; Strongyloididae
Product: TRAM/LAG1/CLN8 homology domain-containing protein
Exons: 3
Coding region: 1-2064 (687 amino acids)
Biological process (GO): ceramide biosynthetic process
Cellular component (GO): membrane
Molecular function (GO): sphingosine N-acyltransferase activity
Source: RefSeq, a predicted model, not a curated record
AUGUUUGAUAUCUGGGCAGAGGAAUUUUGGUUUCCAAAAGGCGUAACAUGGGAAACAUUAAAAUCUAAUGAAACUUUUCAUUAUCCACAUGUUUCUGAAUUUAAAUAUAGUAUAUUUAUUGGAUUUUUUUUAACAAUAGUAAGAAUAAUAACAGAAUCAUAUAUAUUUUUGCCUUUGGGAUAUUUUAUGGGAUUUAUAAACUUAUCACCAGAAGUAACACUAUUAAGUAAAUGUUAUGAUCAUUUAAAAGGUGGUUUUGCAGGAAGAACAAAAUUUAAAAAGGUUGCCGAAACAGCAUGGCGUUUUGUUUAUUUUGUAUUUGCAGUGUGUUUAGGUUUUUGGGCAUUAUAUGAUUCAGAUCAUUUAUAUAAUAUUGAAAAUUGUUGGGUAAAUUGGCCAUAUCAAAGUGUAAAUUCAAAAAUAAUGACUUAUUAUAUGAUUGAAAUAGGUUUUUAUUGGGCACUAAUAAUUUCACAUUUCUCAUUUGAUCUCAAAAAAUCAGAUUAUUGGCAGAUGCUUUUACAUCAUGGAAUAACAAUUUUCCUCUUAUUUAUUUCAUUUAGUAUUAAUUUUGUAAAAAUUGGAACAUUGAUCUUACUUUCACAUGAUUUUACAGAUAUUUUUAUUGAAUUAUGUAAACUUAUAAAAUAUGCAGGAUGGGAUAAUUUGUUGAAUGUAGCCUGUUUUGUAUUCAUUAUUGUAUGGGUAGGAACAAGAUUAAUUUAUUACCCAUUCUGGAUUAUUCAUUCUGUUAUUUAUACAGCACCAUUAAUAAUUGAAAAAACAUAUAAUUGGUUAGAUAUAACAUCAAGACCAAUUGUACCAAGAUUAUUAUUAAUUAUGCUUAUUGGUUUACUUAUCUUACAUAUAUUUUGGACAUGGCUUUUAGCUAGAAUUAUUAUGCGUGCCUUAGCUGGAAAUAAAUUAGAUGAUGCUCGAGAGGAUAGUGAUAAUGAAUUGUUAGAAGAAAAUGAAAUAAAAAAUCAAGAAAUAAUGUCUAAUGUAAGAGAUUCAACAAUAUUACCUAAAAUUACUACAAUAUCAAUUGAUAAUGAUAGUUCAUUAGAUACAAUUCAUGAGGGUGUUGUUGCUGAGAUAACUCCAACACCAUUAAAAAGACUAUCAACCUCAGGAGAUGAUACAUAUCAUAGAGGAAGAGCAACAAGUUUUCAUUUACCUUCUAUAUCAGAACAGGGACAAUUUAAGUUAAAUGAUGAUGAAGUACAAAAACAAUAUGUAAGACGUUCAUCUGCCGUUUCUACAAGAAGUUUUAGGCCAAGUACAUCAAGAAGGCCUUCUAUAGCACCAUCUAUUGCAUUUCAACAUUAUGAUCCUAAAUAUAAAUGUAUGUGUGAAUCAUUACAUGUUGCACAGGGUGGAAUUAUAAUAUGUUCACUAUCUGCUCUCUCCAUUUUAUCAAUGGUAUUAAUAAUAGUAUUUCAAAAAGAGUAUCAUCUUAAAUAUAUAAUACCUGAAUUAUUAGUAUUAACAAUAGAAGCUGUUGCAGUUUUCUUUUUAUUUAAAGGACUAUCAGAAAAAAAAUCCAAAUUUAUUCUACCAUUUUUGAUAUUAUUAAUUAUUGGUAUUUUCGGAUUAACUGCUUUAUGUAUUUUUUCAAUUAUUGUUGCUAUUAAACCUGACAAUGAUGCAGGAAAUUUGUUAACUAGUUUAACACUUGAAAAUUUUUCUGAAUUUUUUUCUGAUGAUGAUUAUACAAAAAAAGAUGAGAUAUCACAUUCUUUAAGUGUUAUUAGAAUGAUUGCUAUUUUUAUAACUAUAACAACAUCUUUUUUAAUAAUAUUAGAAUCAUGGUUUGUAUGGACAUUAUACAAAGUUUAUAUCUAUUUUAAAGAUAUUAUUGCUUCUGAGAUACGUAAAGCAGCUAAAUUGACAGGAAGAAGAAGUAGUGCAUUGAUUGGAACACGUGAAAGUAUUUCAACAGGAAAAAGAAACAGUACUUUAAUAGGUGAUUCAAAUAGAAGACGAGAAAGUGUUGCUAAAAAAGAUAGUAAUCAUAAACGUAGUACUACCGCAAAACCAGAAUUUCAAGCUCAAAAAUUUUGA